Messenger RNA from Zasmidium cellare ATCC 36951, 2181 nucleotides. Its product is annotated as carbohydrate-binding module family 21 protein. Gene Ontology annotation, cellular component: protein phosphatase type 1 complex. Gene Ontology annotation, molecular function: glycogen binding; protein phosphatase 1 binding. The transcript is spliced from 2 exons. The record is from RefSeq and is a predicted model, not a curated record. Lineage: Eukaryota; Fungi; Ascomycota; Dothideomycetes; Mycosphaerellales; Mycosphaerellaceae. Gene Ontology annotation, biological process: regulation of glycogen biosynthetic process. The coding region runs from base 1 to 2181 and encodes 726 amino acids.
AUGCCAUAUACCCCGCCGUCACAGCAGUCGCCUGCCUCGUCCAAGUCGAACAGCCCCGUCAUCAGCCGGAGUUCCUCAUAUCAUCAGGAUGACAUCCCGCGGUCACCCGUCUCCUCGAGGCCGCAGCCACCGCGCUCACACUCGUCGGCGUCGUACCUGCACAAGCAUCGGCGGUCGCCGUCCAUAACCAAAUCAGAUGCCGCACCCCCAACCCCGACCGAUGCGGCCGAUUCGAAUGUCGAUGCACAUGACUUUGCCAGUCUGCGGCAGUCACCCCCGCCCGUCAAUCAACUGCGAAUCCCUACUGGUGCCGUCAUCUCGCCGCCCGAUUCCUCGGAGAAUUCAGAUGGCGAUGAGACGAACGCUGAGCGUGGUCGAGAACUGGAAAAGAACUGGGAUCAGCUGCAGCAGGCAGUCAGAGCCCUGCCUCAACAGAGGGAAGGAUCACCUGACAAGGUUGGCACCGAGUUGGCCCAACAAGGCACGGCAUCAGAGCCUGUAUCGCAGGUUUCGUCGCCGACGGCCUUGACGAAAGAAGCCCGUAAGAUUGCACACUCGAGAUCGUCGACCGAGACCAAGAUCAUCAUGAAGGCGGCUUUUGCAGAUUCGCCAACGCAGACGUCGGACGACAGCGAUGAAGAUGAGAACCCGAUGAACAAGCCUGCCCUGGUACGGAAGAAGUCCGGCGAGUUGGUUAAGCCGGCAUUGAGGCCGUCAUCCAGGCGGCGUUAUUCGAGCAUGCCUGGCACCCCGACGUACUCCAAGUCCGUGCACUUCAACGACAGCGACAACCAAACCAGACACUUCCUGCAAGUCGAUAAGCCAAUCGCUGUCAGCGCCGGUUCUUCACCCGUCGAAACAUACGAUAGCGAGUCCGAGUUUCCUUUCGAGGAGACCAAGAAGUCGGAAUUGGAUAUCAGAGUGGGCAAUUUCCCUGAAGACACCUUCGAGCGAAAGGCGAAACCUGUGCGGGUUGAACGUAUCUUCUUGUCUUCUGACAAAUCGACCCUCGUCGGUGUCUGUGCGGUUCGGAACAUCUCCUUCCAGAAACUGGUUGUGGUUCGCUUUACUCUCGAUUACUGGAAGACGACUUCUGAAGUCAUGGCAGAGUACAACAACGACCCCCGCAGCCCACCAAAAGAUGGUUGCGACCGUUUCAUCUUCCACAUCAAGCUCACCGAUCAGGCGAACAUCGACAGCAAGACCAUGUUGCUGUGCAUUCGCUACAACGUCGGCGGCACCGAGUACUGGGACAACAACAACGAUAGAAACUAUCAAAUCGACUUCAAGAGGACAGAGCAGAAAGUGAGGACCAACAAGCCUAUUCAGAGCAGUCCACUUGGUCAACGUCCCCUCAACGCCAUCCCACGCAGCAAGCACACUGGUCCACGUGGCCGGCCCGAGUCGGUUGACGAUGACUUUGUGUCACGCCUCGACACUACUGCUGCAUACCACUUCGGUUCGCCAGACAAGUUCUUGGGUGACCCUCAGUCUUCCAUCAAGCUCAAGACCAAAUCCAAGCGACCAGCGAUGUUCGCAACUGGCCCACCAACGGCUCCAACCAAUGGUCUGGGUAGCCGUUACGACUUUGGUAACUCGUUGUCAGCGGCUCUUUCUACCGCACAGGAUAAGCUUGGCCGUCAGAGUGGCCUUAUGAACGCCGCCAUCGCCGCCAAACCUCAGGCCAAUGGUAGUUACUUUGGUCCUGUCGACCGCACGGAACCAGCCAAGGUCGACGCCAAGACAGAGCGACCGGAUGCCAUCACCACUGACAGACCCGCCAUGGGGUCUGAGCAAUACAAGGAUCUUGUGCAGAAAUUCUGUUACUUUACUCCUGGAUCUGGAAAGGGAGUCACCUCACCUUUGAACGCUCCCAGGUCUGCUCCUGCCACUGAAAAGCCUCCUACAACGGACGGCGCAGAUGACAUACCAUCCACGUCGACAUCGGCAUCUUCAUCCGGGUCUAACUCGCCCGAGGACAAGUUCGAUGGCGCGAAUGAGAGAAUGUCACACUCGCCGGCAUUGGAGCCAUUCAAGUCGCGCUCUCAGUCUCCUGUCCCAAUGACAGGUCAGGGAUUGGGCGCUCGGUCGGCCUCUCCCGUCAGCUUUGGAUAUCCUUACCACAGCCAUCGAGAUGGAUAUCUUUCCGACACACCUACACCUACAGCAAUCCAUGGCUGA